AUGGGAUUUAUGGCCACUUCGACCGCUUUUGGCCCGAGUCUGAGCGAUCAGUGCAUGUUGAAGCCUCCAGAGCCAGUGGCCGAGGAGCACGAGCCAACGCCCUGCAACUUCAGCCGCAUGACCUUUCGGAAGCCGCCCAUGCCAGAUCUUCCGGAGGAGGAGCCUCUCCUGGAUGAGAUGAGCGACAUGAGGCUGAAGCCGGCAGACCACCCAUUGAUUGAGGACGAGGACGAUUUUGAAGCUUUGAUCACGUUUCCCGACGGCGAAUUUGCGCGGGCGACAAGCACAAGCAAAGAUUCAACUGCUUCAACAGUGGACACUGUCGGCUCCUCUAUGGAUAGCGCCUCAUGGCAUCGUGAUCUUCCCCCAGGAACCAUCAUCCCGCCGGAUCGUCGGCUCCAUGAGCGCCAUCUCCGAAAGAUGAAUCGAUUCCUGCAGGAUGUUGAAUUGGCGCCGCGCACCUUCACCGGCAUCGUCAAAAGCAAACGUAAAGGUAGUCAGUGA
This is a messenger RNA of Symbiodinium sp. CCMP2592, 504 nucleotides long. NCBI's taxonomy places the organism in Eukaryota, Dinophyceae, Suessiales, Symbiodiniaceae. The record is from the annotation of a GenBank genome assembly.